UAGAGAGCUAUAAUUUGAUGACCCACAUUUUUUUAAUUCUUAAUUGGUUUUUUGAUUAUCGAAAAUAUAAAGUAAAAUUUGGGAGGCCAUCACCAAAUCUUCAACCCCCACUAUCCCAACCCCCAACGCAACCCAAACCAUCCCAUCAUCAUCAUCCAAUUACACAUACAAAAGGCAGAGCAUGAAAACCAUCGAAAUUGCAAACACAAUUGGUGUCAGAAGAAAGAAGAAGAAGCUUGUUGAAUAACACAAGGAAACAAGCGGUUUAUUCAUUUUUAGGAGUGGUGCAUUGCUAUCUGGAACAACCUUGAACUGCUUAGAUCUGCUCGCGUUCCUUUUUAAAAAUAGCUCGAGUUUGUUGAUCUGAUGAUGAACCAGUUGAGAUGCAGAUGUAGGUGGUAGACAUAUCCAGUAUAGUAUGUUAGCUUUACUUUAGAAUUGUAGUUAGGUGCUACUUAGAACUGCUCCUUUCAUAUCUGAGAAGUUGUAGAUGGUUGAGUGACCUAAAAGCUUCUGAUCACUUGGAACAUAGUAACGUGGCCUGAUUGAAUGCAAUGCGAAAGAGGGAAAAGAAGCAAAGUUACAUAAGGACCUGAUCGUGAAAUUCUUCUGAAGAUGGGCUUGCCUCAAGUGUCUUCUGGCAAUAUUGCUGAGGAAGUGGCAGCAUCGCUGUGCACUUUUAUGCAACCUCCAUCAAGAAUUGCUGGCGUGAGUAGCUGUGAUUUAAGUGGUUUACAUGGAGGAACCAUGGGAAAUCAAAUGCAGGUGGAUUUGACAUCCUCUUCUUCUGGAGAGUUCCAGAGGAAAACAAUGACAGAGAUCCCAAAUAAACCAGAUUUUUCGAAUAUGCGUAUUGGUCGGUCAAACAUGCAUUCCUUGAAGAUCAACAUCCUGGAGCAAAAUAACUGGUUAAGUCAGAAAGUAGGUCAGAAUAUACAGGCAUCUGUUCCCAGAAUUGUUGGUUUUGAACCAAAAAACUUAAAUUCGCAUGUUGAUUUGUUCAAUCGAAACCAACAUUCUUCUAGUGGGGUGGCUUUCAAAGGCGACAAAAAUGAGGUCACCGAGUCAGUAGCUAGGAAGAGGUUACUGUCCCCUUUGAAUGGGAUGCGUCUUCAAGAUCAAUUUAGUGGUGAUUCUCUUAACAUUGGUGAUGGGGUGCAUGAGACUUUUGGAUGCAAAGAUGGGUCCAAUAUUCCUGCGUUUCAAGAGCAUAAAAAAGCACACAUUGGAAACUCCAAUUGUUUCAGUUCUACUCUCUGGUCUGCAUCUUGUUCCCCAGUGUGGAAACAUUCAUUGGAUGAGAAGUAUAAUACAAACUCCUCGUUUGUAGUUGAUGGUCCUUUGCUUGAAACCAAGGAGCCAAAAUCACAUAAUCUGUCCAUAUCAUCAUCUGGACUUGAUUACUCCCCAGAAACAGUAAUGGUAAGGUCACAGUCUAGAUCAAUUGCCAUAAAUUCAAGAAAGGUGGUGCUGCAUCCACUUUCUUUAUCUCCUCUUGGCCCAAAGUUUUCUGAAAGAGUGAAAUCUGGAGAAGUAUGCAGGGAUCACACACCAAAGGCAGAUGAUUACAAUGUGACCUUAAAGGACAUGGAUCAUUCACUUGAUGGAACUAUCCCAGACAUUUCAUCUUCUUGGAAAGAGGAAAGUUUUGGGGCUCCGAGUAAUUCAUCAGAAGAUGUUGAUAUUUUGCAGAAAAAGUUUGACCUGUUUAGUCCAGAGAGCCCCAAUGUGAUGCAACAGCACUGGAGUCAGGAUUUGAAAUCCAAGUCUGAAGCUAUUAAAUUAGCUCGAAGCCUGACUGGAUUGCCUGUCAGGAGGUCCUUGGUUGGUUCAUUUGAAGAAUCCCUCUUGUCUGGCCGAUUGGUAUCAGCAAAGGUUAAUCAGAGAAUUGGUGGUUUUCUUGCUGUUCUGAAUGUUACUGGAGGGAACUUCUCCCCAAAAUCACAAAAACUUCCAUUUGCUGUGACCAGUGUGGAUGGAGAGAACUACUUGCUGUAUUAUUCAUCAAUAGAUCUGGCUGGGAUAAGGACAUCAGAAAUAUAUGGAGGACCCAAGAUGAAGAGAAGCCUUAGCAUGGAUGAUUCACGAGCAGACCGAAACCGUCUAAGAAUACCAAUGAAAGGCCGCAUACAACUGGUUCUGAGCAAUCCAGAGAAGACACCAAUUCACACAUUCAUCUGUAACUACGAUUUGAGUGACAUGCCAACUGGUAGCAAGACAUUUUUGCGCCAAAAGAUCACUCUAGCCUCUUCUGAAGCAACCUUCAAGACUCAAAAUGGAAGACAUACUGAGUCUGGCGAAGAAAAUGAUUCAACGUCAUCUUCAAUCCUAGACACCGCCAAUCCUCUUCAGCUCAGUGGCAAUGAUGUGGACUUAAAUGGGUUUUAUGUUGCACAAAAGAUAAGAACUACAAAGCAGUGUGAAAAAGGAUCGAGUAUAGGAGGUUCUUGUAGAUAUGAAAAGACCGAUGAGAAGGACAACAUGACAACGAGUGCGUUCCACAUCAGUGAAAGUAAGUCUCUGCAUAGCCCUGCAAAGACUAGAAAGAAUACUACUGGUGCUGGUGUUCUACGUUAUGCUCUUCAACUUCGCUUUGUGUGCCCUUUUCCUAAGAAAUGUUCAAGGUCAGUCCAGAGAUGUAAAGUAAAUCCCUCAUCUGAACAAGUGAGGAACAACUUAAACACUGAAGGGGAGCGGCGCUUCUACUUGUAUAAUGAUUUCAGGGUGGUUUUCCCUCAACGUCAGACGGAUUCUGAUGAGGGGAAGUUGCAUGUGGAGUACCAUUUUCCUUCAGAUCCUAGAUACUUUGAUAUCAGCAACUAGUAGGGGCACAGGACAUUCUCUGCUUAGAUAGAUUUUUUCCAUGUACCUGUAGUCGCAGUGUGUACAUAUUAUACAUUCAAUUCUCAUCAUCUUCUGGGGAGAUCCCCCAUUGAAUCUGUACAUAACCAUCACCAUCAAUAGUUAGUCGAUAUUAAUAAAUAUUUCUUCA
Argentina anserina (silverweed cinquefoil) is the source of this 2992-nucleotide messenger RNA. RefSeq lists its product as uncharacterized. The transcript is spliced from 6 exons. Lineage: Eukaryota; Viridiplantae; Streptophyta; Magnoliopsida; Rosales; Rosaceae. Bases 616 to 2823 code for a protein of 735 amino acids. The record is from RefSeq and is a predicted model, not a curated record.